Molecule: messenger RNA, 719 nt
Organism: Paramuricea clavata
Lineage: Eukaryota; Metazoa; Cnidaria; Anthozoa; Malacalcyonacea; Plexauridae
Source: the annotation of a GenBank genome assembly
AUGAAAGAACAACAGCCAUUACUUACCGCCACCAAAAGUAGUGAUAUACUGUUAGCUUACCCAGUAGCUGUUGUGAAUGUUGAAGGUGUGAAAUGUGUGUGUGUGAUUCUAGACACAGGCACAGGAAGUUCUUACGCUUCUGCCGCACUUUUAAACCGUUUAACAAAUCACAAACAUCACAAAGAGAUAUGUAGAGUGGAAAUGAUGCUUGGAGCAGUUACUCGGGAAAUGGAACUGUCCACUGUUAAUGUUUUAGACUUAGUAGACGAUAAAUUUAAACUGAAUGUGAGUGUGAUGAAAGUGGAUAUGUCCGAACUUUUGAACGUUGAUAACCCACACUACCAACAACUAAUUGCCAAGUAUCACAUCUUGAAGGCAUGACCAUGGAUGACAAGGACGAAAAGCCCAAGCUUCCAAUCCAUCUCAUUCUCAGAGCAAGCGACUAUCUGUGCAUGAAAACUGACCAGCCAUCUUGUGUAGGCAAAACCGCGGAACCUGUCACAGAAAAGACAAAGUUUGGAUGGACAAUCAUCGUGAAAGGAACAGAGAUAGACUAUACCGUGUUACUAAUUGCCCAAUCCAACCAAACCGAUUAUGUACAACUUUGUCGUCUCGACAUGCUGGGCCUGGAAGAUCAUCCAGAACAUGACCAAGCAAGUGUGUACAUAGAGUUUAGAGAGCAACUCCUGAGGAAUAACGAGAAAGGUAGCUUACGAUGA